Molecule: messenger RNA, 995 nt
Organism: Gossypium raimondii (Peruvian cotton)
Lineage: Eukaryota; Viridiplantae; Streptophyta; Magnoliopsida; Malvales; Malvaceae
Exons: 6
Coding region: 144-743 (199 amino acids)
Source: RefSeq, a predicted model, not a curated record
AAAUUAGUCAAAAUAAUAAAUGCUCUACGAGUCUUGGCCAUAAUUUUAUUUUAUUCGAUUUUCUUCUCUCUUAGAAAUUUAAAGAAAAAAAGGAAAAAAAAUAAAAAGAAGAGGGCUUUUUGUAGAUUUUGGACGGAUCGCCCAUGGAAAUUGCUUCGGAUGAAACCACCCGCAUAUGCAAUCACUGUGACAGGGCCAUACCUUCUUCAAAUAUUGAUUUGCAUUACGCUCAUUGCUCCCGGAAUCUAGAAAAAUGUAAUGUUUGUGGUGAUAUGGUUCCAAUAAGGCAUGCUAAGGAACAUUUCUUAAACACCCAUGCUCCGGUGGCUUGCUCAUUGUGCAGUGCGACAUUGGAACGUGGAAAUCUAGAUAUACAUAAAGGUGAAAGUUGCCCCCAGAGGAUUGUUAAUUGUGAGUUUUGUGAGUUUCCGUUGCCUGCUAUUGAUCUGGCUGAGCAUCAGGAAGUCUGUGGGAACCGGACAGAGAUGUGUUAUCAAUGUAACAGAUACAUUAGACUGAGAGAAAGAUAUAACCAUGCAAGUAGGUGCACUGGUAUUGCAGAAAACAAUGUGGAAUCUUCCAGGGAUGUGGGGGCCCCUGAAAGGGAACAAGGUGCUCCGAGAAGGCAGCCACCUGAAUAUUCACGGAAACGACUUAUAUUCACCAUUGCGGUAACCGGCAUUGCUGUUUUAUUCGGAUCACUUUUUUUCCAAAAGAAGGCGGAGGCCAGUCAGGUGCAUUAGCAGAAUACACUACACAAACUGGGGCGUUAUGUAAAUCAGCUAGAGAGCUACGUUUUUAACGUUUUGUCACUUAUCUGUAUCCAUCAUAUUAUCCUAAGAGCAUAUAUUAGUAUUAUUGGUGCUGUAUCAAAUUCAUUCAGAUUGGGAUAAUAUGCUAACAGUCCAAUGCCAUAUCUGUUUCUUAGUUUGGGUCACAAAAUGUAAUUUUUUUCAUUUCAAAAUUUAAAAUAUAGAGAAGAAGUUUUCGACUAA